AUGGAGGAUGAUCAUCGGGAUAUAGGUGCAAUAGCAAGAAGUUGUAAUAUGAAUAAACCUAACAAUGUUGUAGCUCCUAAAUUAGGUUUGAAAGCAUCUCAUGUUUGGAAUUAUUUUGACAGAGUUUUAGCUCCUGGCAUGAAUAGUUUUAAUGGUUCAUCUAAAAGUGUUUCUUUAGAUUUUCCAAUAGCUCGUCAGGAAAGAUCAUAUGAUCAGGUUAGCAACCAGCAAUUCUACUUGCAUUCAAUUGAACCAGUUCAAUUUUUCCAACAAAUCAUUGUUCCUCAAUCUCGAACAGCGGUGGCAUGUGUUCCACCAACUACAACACAGCCAGAACGGAUAGAUCUACAACAACAACUCGAUAUAGGGAAAAAUCAGUCGAUAAGGCUUACCUAUGAAUUAUCACAAGAGGAACUCACAAAUGACAAAUGGGCAUGGAGCAAGUAUGGUCAAAAGUAUAUAAAAGGUUCCCCAUUUCCAAGGAAUUACUAUAAGUGUAGCACAUCAAAACAAUGCGAAGCAAAGAAACAAAUUGAGAAAAGCUCAAAGGAUGAGAACAUUUUCUUUGUAUCUUGUUCCGGUGAACACAAUCAUGAUCCACCCAUGAGCCGUAGAUAUCUUGCUAGCUUCAAAAAUAAUUCCAAAUUCAAGAUUCCAAAAAGCAUAAAUAUUUUUCCCAAAGAAUCAAUCUUUAAUGCAUCAUCAUCAUCGUCCAAGUGCAUUAAGCAUUCAACAGAUGUUGCUUCUUCAAUUAUCGGAACUAAGCCUCCACUUGAAAUCGGGAGCAAAAACAAAAUGCUUUUUGCGGUCGUGCAGAACAAAGGUGAUGGUAAAUAA
Molecule: messenger RNA, 837 nt
Organism: Solanum lycopersicum (tomato)
Lineage: Eukaryota; Viridiplantae; Streptophyta; Magnoliopsida; Solanales; Solanaceae
Source: RefSeq, a predicted model, not a curated record